Molecule: messenger RNA, 2166 nt
Organism: Leishmania major strain Friedlin
Lineage: Eukaryota; Euglenozoa; Kinetoplastea; Trypanosomatida; Trypanosomatidae
Exons: 1
Coding region: 1-2166 (721 amino acids)
Source: RefSeq, a predicted model, not a curated record
AUGUGCUGUGCCCAACUUUUCGGCGCAGUGCAGGCGCGUAUGUUGCGUAUCCGACGAAUGUCCUCACCUGCUCAGCCUCCUCUGCCUCCGCACGCCUCUCCUCCUCCUCCGUACGUGCACAGGGACGUGCGCAUGUCUCACUCACCAGCGGACAGCACUUUCAAGAGCGGCAGUGAUGCCCGUGGCGGUGCGUGGGAGGCCAUCAUCGAUAAGGCCGUCUCCUUCGUCACGGAGUAUCUCGCCUCCACCACACGCGAGUUCGACCCGGCAGCACCGCUCUCACAACACAUGCUUCACCUCCUUGACCACGGAAGCCUGCGGGACAUCUUAGUGGAGCGAAACUACAACGAACUAUGUGGGUGCUUCGGGUGCAGCAACAAGCCACGGGGGCUGCUCGCUGCGGGCAGUGGCACGCUGUCUUUCGAGUGGGACUCCUCGCUGUCCUUAUCCGCAUCAGACGCGGAGGGUGAUGAUAUCACGGACGAAGAGGCUGAUGGGCGCAGCCAUGGCUCACACAGGCGCGGGCGAGGAGAGACGGCAGACGGCGCAGCGGCAGCGGCACAACCCACCAACGAUCAGCCGGGCACAGAUGCUGAGGAGAUCGUCUACGAGGAGGACUUGUACACGGCAGAGUCUUUCCGACUCGCCCAGCGCCAACGCGCUAUGCUGAACCGCAUGCAGCGCAAGAAGCUGAUGCGGGAGCAGAGGGCGAUGCGAGCUGCCGCGACGUCGGAUGGUGCGGCUGUGCGACCAGCUCCGGUGGGCCCGGGCGGUACCGCACCGGUGUCCUCGCGCGUACUACGUAACGGCUUGAUGGGCGCCAGUUUCCCGCAGCGCUUCUGUAGCCCCGAGUGCGAGGAAACGUACGAGUCAAGCAUUAUGCGGCGUGUGUCGCCGUACUUUGCAUACGACUACCCUUCUGUCUUCGGCGCCAUCACGAAUUUGUUUCCCAACUUAAGAGUGGCCGCGCUGCAGCAACUCGCUGGCGCGGAGACAUUCUCUGCGGGACUGGUGAAGCGUGUCCUGGAGACCCAGCAGCAGGAAGGCGGAGACGCACCGGCUAAUGCCUCUGCCUCUGUUUCUGCUGGUCCUGCUGGUGGUGCGCUGAAGCCGGUGCAAGUGGGGGUCUCUCUCGAAAGUAACGAGCUCAUCCGCCGAAGCCCGGGCAAGCGCGCGGCGAGAGUUGCGCACAAGGCACGCGGCGUCGGCACGGCAACGCAGAUGAAUGACGCGUCUUCGGCACCGCUCCUUCGCGCGGUGCUUGAGCAGAUGCAAGUGCUUCAGCACGUGUGGAACAACGAAGUGGGGCCGCGCUUGUCGGAGACGCGCCUGUCGCGAAUGGCGGAUGACGCCGCUACCGCGCCGUCUCCUACGAGUGCAGCCACUGCGGCGAGGUGCUUUGGGUCUGCACAGGUGCCGGCGUCGUUCCCGCCUCGCUCAGUCCUCCGCGGAUCGCUGCUGCUACUUGACUUUAUCAUGAACACGAGCUCCGCACAAACGCGUCGGCUCUUUCACGCGCACUAUGCGCGUCAUCGUCCCGCGCUGCAGCGGUGCCUCACUGCCGCGGCUUCACCACGCGAAGCCAGGGCAAGCUCGCUCUUCUACAGCGUCUCUGCGGAUAUCGUCGCUGAGCUGGAGAAACGCAGCGUCGAGGGUUUGGCGGCGGCUGGCGCCGCUGAGGAACCCGUCGGUGGCACGGCUUUCGAUGUCGAGAAUGAGGGUCUUCGCGUAGACCCGGUGCUGCAGCAGCAGCGCCGCGAGCUGUUCGUCUCGCACAUCUUUUCCGAGGAUGUGACAGCCAUGCUGUCUCGUCUUCUGUUUGUGGACUACACCGUCCUGUCCAGCAUGUCUUGGUCGGGCGUGUGGUUCUCUGGUGUAUCUCUUCGCCUGCCUGCGGGGCAGCAGAGCAGCAAAUGCUCGCUGUUGCGCAGCCUGCAGUUUCCAUUCGCCAUACCAGCGGUGCUGCUGCAGACUGCAGAGUCGACGCCGGAGGUGCUAGGGCUGGCCAUGAUUUUCUUAAUCGCCGCCGGCUGCUGCUCCGAGGGUGUGUGGCGCGGCUGCAUGCGGGAGGAAGUGGCCUUUGACGAGGUCGCAGAGGCGAUUGGGCUGACCCGCGACGACAUCACCGCAGCGGUGGGGUCGCUGAUGUUGGGCGAGGAGGUGUGA